Messenger RNA from Sclerotinia borealis F-4128, 810 nucleotides. The record is from the annotation of a GenBank genome assembly. Lineage: Eukaryota; Fungi; Ascomycota; Leotiomycetes; Helotiales; Sclerotiniaceae.
AUGACAACCAGCUCCCCACCCCCCAAAACCACCUCCUUCCUGCUAUCCUACCCAACCCCCCAAAUCCUCCUCAUCACCAUCAAUCGUCCGCAAGCCAUGAAUUCCAUUCCCAGCUUUGCGCACUGGGAAGCUGACGCCAUCCUCACCUGGUUCGACAGCGCUCCCAAUUUACGCGUUGCUAUCAUUACCGGAGCCGGCGAGAAAGCAUUUUGCGCUGGGCAAGAUCUCAUCGAGCAAGCAAAAUUCAAGAUUCAGCCCCCACCCAUGUCAACUGGGAGACAUCCCUCCAGCGGAUUCUGUGGUAUUAGUCGGAGGGUGGGCAAAAAGCCGGUGAUUGCGGCGGUGAAUGGUUUCGCGCUUGGUGGGGGUGACUUAGUCGUUGCGUCUCCUCUGGCAAAAUUUGGAUUGCCUGAAGCAGCUGUAGGUCUUUACGCUGCUGCUGGUGGUCUUCCGCGUUUAGUGCGCAAUUGUGGACUUCAAAUAGCAACCGAGAUCGCAUUGACUAAUAGAAAACUAACUGCUCAAGAAGCACUCUCAUACAAUCUAAUCAAUAGAGUUGCACAAUCACCCGAGACGGUAUUGAAGGAAAGUGUGGAGCUGGCAGAGAAGAUUGCAUCUCUGAGCCCAGAUGCGGUGAUUGUGUCGAGAGCGGGAUUGAGGGAAGCUUGGGAGACUGCCAGUGUAGAGAGAGCUACACAAAUCGUUGCGCAGAGAUAUGAUCAGCAACUGUUUGAAGGGGAAAAUAUGAUGAUUGGAUUAGAAGCGUUUGCGGGCAAGAAGAAACCCCUCUGGGUGCCAAGUAAAAUUUGA